This is a messenger RNA of Rhopalosiphum maidis (corn leaf aphid), 1551 nucleotides long. RefSeq names its product dynein regulatory complex subunit 3. Bases 1 to 1551 code for a protein of 516 amino acids. The record is from RefSeq and is a predicted model, not a curated record. The transcript is spliced from 3 exons. Gene Ontology annotation, molecular function: protein binding. Lineage: Eukaryota; Metazoa; Arthropoda; Insecta; Hemiptera; Aphididae.
AUGAAUUUACCCCAAGUAAUUUCAUCUGAUGUUAUUAAAAAAUCAUAUUUAAAACAUGAAUGUUCAAAAGACGUCGCUCUCAUACUUUCGAUGGAACAAGAAUUCGACUGGAAAAUUAUAACAAAAUUAAAUUUGAGCCUUUUAAAUAUAGUGCACAUUGUUGGAUUGAAAUUGGUUAUAAAUCUAAAAUGUUUGACUCUAUCGCACAACAAAAUCAAAAAAAUCGAAAACCUUGAUAGCCUCAAAAAGCUAGAAGAACUAAACCUCGCAUAUAAUAGAAUAACAACAAUUGAAAAUCUCGACCAUUUAACAAAGUUAAAUAUUUUAAAUUUGAGUGGCAACAACAUUUCUGAGUUGAAAAAUUUGGAUAACAGUUUACAAUUACAGGCGUUUUAUAUAAACAAUAAUGAUAUAACCGACAUUAAUCAAAUAUACUAUUUGAAACGUUUCAAGUAUUUACAGUGCAUGGAUUUGUCAAACAAUCCGGCUACCAAUGAUAACAGACAGCUAAUUAUUAAUCAAUUUCCAAAGUUAACAUAUCUCAAUAAUAAAUAUAUAACGACCGAGGAACGCUCAUCGGUUAUUGAAAUUAACGAUGAGCACAGUUUAGCAGGUUCAGAAGUAUUAGGAGACUCGGACAUUAUACACAAAGCUUUUUUAAACGAAACAGAUGGUAUACAGUUUUUUAAUUAUUUAUAUCAUGAAGAUCUUGAUGGUGAAUUGUUGUGUAAAUGGAACUCGACUGUUCGGGGGGCAUUUGCAACGUAUAAGAAACAAAUUACGGAUAGUGCAGUGGAAUUAUAUAAUAUAAGUCUACAAAAACUGAUGGUGAGAGAUGAGAUGUUUUCCACGUUCAAAAUGAGUCAUAACAGAUUUGAAAGAAAAUUAACUUAUGAGAGCCGUGAUAUUAUAAAAGAAUUUGAAGAAAUAAGAAGAAUAAGGCUGGGCCCUACUGAAGAACAAUUAAUUGAUAUUGAAACAAAUGAAAUGCGCAUUAGUCAGGAUUCAGCUCAAAUUGAAAGAAACAUACAAGAAUAUUUUUCAAUUGAAUCCUUUGUUUCUGUUUCCGAAGACAAUAUAAUUGCAAUGAAAAAGAAAUUGCACCAAAAAAACAUUUAUAUGAAUAAAACCAUCAUGGAUCUGAUAAGCAAAUACACAAAGUUUGUAGAAGAAGAGCUAAAAUCAUUUUUAGAAUUGUUAGUUCCAAUAUUUUUUAACAUGCGUGCAGUUAUAAGUACCUAUACUGAGAUAUUGAGUGAAAACGUUAGGUUGGCGGUGAAUAAUCCAAUAAAAGUAAUACCAAAGGAGUUCAUUAAUCACUUUGGAAGUAGAUUUUCAAUAAAUGAUGCUGUAGUCAAAAUGUCUGAUAAACAUUUAGAAAUGAUAUACAAGCGUGAAGAACUACUUAAUUCAAAUGCAAAAAAAUGGGCUGAAAGAUCAAUUGAAGAUUUGAAAAUGGCUGAAAAGCAAAGAUUUUGGAUGGUAUUUGAAGAAAUAACUAAAUAUUGUGAUAAUGUAACUAAUUGGCUUAAAUCUCUUAAAAAUCUAUAA